Molecule: messenger RNA, 1939 nt
Organism: Lolium perenne
Lineage: Eukaryota; Viridiplantae; Streptophyta; Magnoliopsida; Poales; Poaceae
Product: FBD-associated F-box protein At5g60610
Molecular function (GO): protein binding
Source: RefSeq, a predicted model, not a curated record
GAGAGCAGGCCAUCGUUUGAGUGCUGAACUAACUCCUACAUCUAUGCCAACGAUCAAGGGAUAAACCUGAUCAUGGCUGUGCGAUAAGGACUAGCUGACUAAGUCAUGUACACCUGUACACUAACACCAUCGAAGCCCCCAAUAUAUACCGUACGUGCGAGGCUAAACCCCCAAAUCCGUCUCAAAUCCCUCCGGCCGCCGGUUGCCGGGUAUGAAGGAGAAGGCGGCGGCGGCGGCGGCACCCGCAGUCAAGAGGCGCGAGUCCGGUGGAGCGGGCGGAAGGAGGCCACGGAAGCGGGCACGGGAUGGCAACGUCGAAGGUGAUCCCCCAAGCCACGGCGAUCUCAUCAGCCGCCUCACCGAUGACAUCCUCGGCACCAUAAUCUCGCUCCUCCCCACCAAGGACGGCGCUCGCACGCAGAUCCUCGCCCGCCGGUGGCGCCCGCUCUGGCGCUCAUCCCCUCUCAACCUCGAGGCCAACUACGGUCUCUGCCCCAACGAGUUCAAGCUCUUACCACUUGUCUCCAAGAUCCUCUCCAAACACCCUGGCCCUGCCCGCCGCUUCCGUUUCUACAUCCGCCUUCACAAAGCCAAAAAAAGAUUCGCCGAAGAAGCCGCUCAGAUCGAGAGUUGGUUCCGUUCUCCAGCCCUCUCAAACCUUCAGGAUCUUGACAUUAGCUUCUCCCUCCUGGACUACACAGAUGAGAAGCGUUACCCCCUGCCACCAUCGGUGUUUCUGUGCGCAUCAACCCUUGUAGUGGCUAGAAUGAGCUUCUGCGAUUUCCCAAAGGAAAUCCCUCCUUCGCUCAGUUUUCCCUUCCUCAAGCAGCUCACCUUGGAGCGCCUUUCUAUAUCUCGGGAUAUCUUCCAUGCUGUACUCUCUUCCUGCGAUGUCUUGGAGUCACUCUACUUAGAGGAAAUUCAUGGUGAUGUGGGUUGCCUGUGCAUUAGCUCACCGACACUUAGAGCACUUGGCCUUUGCGCUUGUUUUCCAGGGACCGGGGAAAUUGUCAUUGAGGACGCCCCUCUCCUUGAAAGGCUGCUACUACCUUGUCCAGAAGAGGGUCGUGAGACUAUCGAGACUAUCCGGGUAGUUAGGGCACCUAGUUUGCAAAUAUUGGGCCCAUUGUCGCCCCACAUCUCUGAAAUCAAGAUUGCAAGCCUACACUUCAAGAGUUUAACCCCGGCCAGCUUGAAGAAUACAAUAACCACUGUGAAGAUUUUGGCUCUUGACUUUUCUGUCCCAGAUUUGAAUGCUGUUAUUGACGUCUUAAGGUGCUUCCCGUGUUUGGAAACGCUCUAUGUCACUUCGUGUGAAUACUUAAAGAUGCCACUGAAAGAUGGGCGUGAGUAUGACCCACUAGAUCCGGUGAAAUGUCUUGAGACACAUCUAAAAAAAUUAGUGAUGGACGAUUAUAAUGGCGAUGAGCAAGAUAUUGGCUUUGCCAAGUUCUUUGUUUUGAACGCGAAAGUGCUAAAGGAGAUCAGACUACAAGUCCACGAGAAGGUCAACAAGGAAUGGGUGUCUGAUCAAUACAGGCUGCUAGAAGUUGGAACUAGAGCUUCUGAAGAUGCACAAUUGGAAUUCAUACGAUGUGACUCUAGGUCUUUGAAUGCUCAUGAUUUGUCAAUUGCUGAUCCCUUCUCCGCCUAUAUUUUGAAUGGAGUAGAUGCGACUUCAGAUGAAUAGUACCCAGGCGUCUACAACUCUCCAUUGUGUUCGGUCUAGAACUAAAGAAUUUAUUGCCUUUUUAGCUUGUUACGUAGACAAUGUUGGUGUUCCAAGGUUGUGUGAUGUCUUUUGUCAAAAUCGUUAAAUUGGAUAUUGCUGUUCCAAUUCCAGUUUAAUGUCCUUUGUAGUUCCCAGCAGGUUAUCUCAUGCAAACAGUGUCCUUUGUAGCUUUCAUUUGUCGAAGUAUGGAUGCUUUCUACCUUCUUA